AACAAUUGAUUAUAUAAAUCACAUAAAUGUUUAAAUUGUAAAUAUGUUUAAAUCGUUGAUAAAUUACAUGCCAUUCAUAUCCAUGUCAUGCUUAGAGGCAAUGCAUUCACUAUCACUUGCUUUGUGCUAACAAUUGCCACAAAUCUGAGCCACUCUUCAAUAGAUCCGACAAUCUGGAUGUGUGUGGACGGAGAGGUGGACACAGCGGUGCGGACCCGAGACGGCAGUACUUAUAUGUUUAUGAGUUACUGGUUCUGGAAACUCAACGACCGAUUGGAUGGUGUGGUCGGAAACGCGAGCCUUAUAUCACAUGAAUGGCAACAUUUGUACAAUAAUAUUGAGACCGCUUUCUAUAUGUCGGGUAACUCUACGCCAAUGACUGGAAAGACAUUUUUCAUUCAGGACAACAAAUGGUUUCAAUUCACAAAUCAAGUGUUUGAAGAGUCGGGAAAUGUGGAGAACUGGACAGACAUUCCUUCUGGGGAUCUGUUGGUGAUAUCUCAGCCAAACAAUCCCAUAAUAGGUGUGUAUGAGAAGCACGUGGGCAUCGGUCUCGUCGGCUAUUACUUUGACAAACCAUUGGCGCCCGAAACAAUCUGGAUGUGUGUGGACGGAGAGGUGGACACAGCGGUGCGGACCCGAGACGGCAGUACUUAUAUGUUUAUGAGUUACUGGUUCUGGAAACUCAACGACCGAUUGGAUGGUGUCGUCGGAAACGCGAGCCUUAUAUCACAUGAAUGGCAACAUUUGUACAAUAAUAUUGAGACCGCUUUCUAUAUGUCGGGUAACUCUACGCCAAUGACUGGAAAGACAUUUUUCAUUCAGGAUAACAAAUGGCUUCAAUUCGCGAAUCAAGUGUUUGAAGAGUCGGGAAAUGUGGAGAACUGGACAGACAUUCCUUCUGGGGAUCUGUUGGUGAUAUCGCAGCCAAACAAUCCCAUAAUAGGUGUGUAUGAGAAGCACGUGGGCAUCGGUCUCGUCGGCUAUUACUUUGACAAACCAUUGGCGCCCGAAGUGAGACAUAUUGUGGCCAAUACUAUACCAUUUGAUUUGUCGGAAACCUGUGCUGUCAUUGCCUACGAUGACGGCUCGUAUCUAGUCUUUUACGACGACACCAAAGUUGGCCGCAAUUGUCGUAUCGUUGAUGUGAAUCGAGGCAUAUAUAACUAUUUCUUGGAUGUGUUUCUGUCGGAAGUGGUGUUCAAACGUAUGAUUCUUAUCAUACGAUCGGCGAACAAUUAG
Messenger RNA from Medioppia subpectinata, 1242 nucleotides. Lineage: Eukaryota; Metazoa; Arthropoda; Arachnida; Sarcoptiformes; Oppiidae. The record is from the annotation of a GenBank genome assembly.